This is a messenger RNA of Carassius carassius (crucian carp), 2094 nucleotides long. It is a transcript of the gene ltv1, whose product is annotated as LTV1 ribosome biogenesis factor. Gene Ontology annotation, biological process: ribosomal small subunit export from nucleus; ribosomal small subunit biogenesis. The coding region runs from base 158 to 1546 and encodes 462 amino acids. The record is from RefSeq and is a predicted model, not a curated record. The transcript is spliced from 11 exons. Lineage: Eukaryota; Metazoa; Chordata; Actinopteri; Cypriniformes; Cyprinidae. Gene Ontology annotation, cellular component: cytosol; preribosome, small subunit precursor; nucleus.
UGGUAUAGUCCAAAAAUGGCCGCUGUUGUCCACGCGUUUCGAGCUGACAGAAGAAUUUCUGUUUGAUACUUCGUUGUUCACUUUUCAUAACAUCGAUACCAUUACGUUCACUUCAUACCUUAAAUACAAACGCUUGGAUAUUCCUUAAACUAUAAGAAUGCCUCACAAAAAGAAGAAAGCCUUCAUCAAUAAGAAGAGCGCAUUGUCCUUUCACCUGGUGCACAGAAGUCAGAAAGAUCCUCUGGCUGCAGACGAGACAGCUCCCCAACAUGUCCUUCUGCCCGCUGCCAGGGUGGAGGUGGAGAAGAGGAAGGAGGAACAGCGUAAUUUCGGAGUGUUUUUUGAUGAUGACUACAAUUACCUGCAGCACCUGAGAGAGGCGCCUCAGCCCGCAGAGUUGGUCUCUGCUCCUCGCAUCCGCAGAGACGCUCGACCGAAACCUGAAGAGGAUGAAGAGGAGGCCAGCGUCCCUACGGCCUCCAUCAACCUGCCCUCGUCUGUGUUCGCGUCUGAGUUUGAAGAGGAAGUUGGUUUAUUAAACAAAGCAGCCCCUGUUUCAGGGCCGCGGUUGGAUCUGGAUCCUGACAUUGUCGCUGCGCUGGAUGAGGACUUUGAUUUCGACGACCCGGAGAACAUCCUGGAAGAUGACUUCGUCGUCAAAGCCAACGACGUCAUGGGUGGUGAUGACGAUGAUGAAUGGGAGGACACGGAUGAGGAAGAUGAUGAAGAUGAGGAGCAAGAUUAUGAUUCAGAAGGUGGUCUGUCUGAGGAUGAGGAAGGCGGCCGGAGAGAGUUCAUGUUUGCCGACUGUGAGACGAAGAGUCGGUUCACUGAGUAUUCGCUCACAUCUUCCAUCAUGAGGAGGAACGAGCAGCUGACGCUCCUGGACGACCGCUUCGAGAAGUUUUAUGAGCAGUUUGACGAUGACGAGAUCGGCGCGCUGGAUAACGCAGAGCUGGAGGGCUACAUCGAACCGGACAGCAAGCGACUGGAGGAGGUCAUCAAAGACUACUUCAUACAGAAAGAGAAAGAAUGUCAGAAACCAGAUCAGCUGGGUCCUGCGGAGCUGCCCUCUGUGAAAGAGGAAGAUGAAGAAGAGGAUGAUGAUGGAGAGGUGGAGAUUGAGACGAUGGUCAUUGAGCCGCCCACAGAGCGCUGGGACUGUGAGACCAUCAUCAGUACAUACUCCAACCUCUACAACCGGCCCAAACUGAUCCAGGACCCCCCAAAGCCCAAGGAGAUCCGAGUGUCCGCUAAGACAGGGAUUCCUCUGGACGUCCUGCCAAAACGAGGCCCGACUACCAAACAGGUGGAGAGGAUGGAGAGGAUCAACGACUCGGACCUGCCCCGAGCCGCCACACAGCCCCGCUCACGGGAGGAGAGCGCAGAGGAGAGGAGAGCCAGGAAACAGGCCAUCAAGACGGAGAGGAAGGAGAGGAGGUCAGAGAAGAAAGCAAACAAACUGGCGUUCAAACAGGAGAAGCAGAUGCAGGAGAAGCAGAUGGUUCAUUUAAGAGCAAACGUUCAGGGUCUGAAGCUCUCGUAGGACGGCGGAGAUGCUCCAAAGACUACAGGACCUCACUGAAGACACACCAGCUCACAGGGUUACACUGUCACAGUGUUCCUUACCAGAACUUCUAUGUUUGUUUGCCUAGCGCUUGUUGUCAUGGAGACAUCAUAACAAAUGGAAUCUUCAGAAACUGUUCUAUUUAAGUUUGAUUGUUUAAAGGUAAACAGUCAGCAGGAGUUCAUUACUUAAUGACUCAACAUUUGUUGUUUGUACAGAAUAUAAUUAAAAAAGGGUUUCAACCAGUUAUCAGUUUAUAUACAUGUAUUAAAACAAGUACUAUUUUUUUCCCAAUAGAAUCCCAAUCUGGUUUUAAUAAAAACACAAUAUGGAAAAAUACAACAACAACAAAAAACUAUCUUUUUUUCUUUUUAAAUUGGCACAUUGUCAAAAUAUCAGCUGCCUGUAUCUAGAUAGCAUGGCUUUAUAAAUUGGCUUGUCAGUUCAUCAUGAUGAAAAUCUCUCGUCUUCUCCCAUCAUGUAUUGUGCAUAAAUGCCAUUCACAGGAUUGAACAAUAAACAAUUUU